Molecule: messenger RNA, 2105 nt
Organism: Oryzias melastigma (Indian medaka)
Lineage: Eukaryota; Metazoa; Chordata; Actinopteri; Beloniformes; Adrianichthyidae
Gene: caprin1a
Product: cell cycle associated protein 1a
Cellular component (GO): cytoplasm
Molecular function (GO): RNA binding
Source: RefSeq, a predicted model, not a curated record
UUCGUCGUUUAAAACUUAUCGUCCCCGAGAUGACAAAAACCUUCUGUUCGUUUGAUUUUUCUUUUUGAAAAACAGUUUUUUAGUGAUAUCCGGUGAACUUGGGGCAUUCUGCGGUUGUCGCUGAAGACAUGCUAUCAGCUAACAAUGGGACAUGGAGAUUAGGAGCACGGCGCUUAAUAAACUGAUUUGGUUUACCUAGUUAAUGUUACAAUUUAGCAGUUAAACUCUAACCUAUUUAGGGGGUUAACGCUUAGCAUGGGCAAAUAUCGGCAUCGUUAGCCGGUUGUUUGACGAGCUAAGGUGGAGGAUUUCAACUUUGUAUAAAAGGCCGACAUUUUAAUUAAGUUCUACGAUGCCUUCAGCAACAGUUGGCAACAAUGCUGCCCAGUCUGCUGUUCUGGACCUGGGAGGUGGAAAUAACUCUGAGGCUAUGAAGCAGAUUCUGACCAUUAUUGACAAGAAGGUCCGCAACAUGGAAAAGAAAAAGUCCAAACUGGAUGACUAUCAGGCAAAAAAGAACAAGGGAGAAAGACUGAAUCAAGAUCAGCUCGAGGCCUUGACGAAGUAUCAAGAGAUUAUCAACAACCUUGACUUUGCUCGAGAACUGCAGAAGAACUUCUUGAGUUUGGGUCAGGAGGUCCAAAAAGCUGUAAAGAAGUCAGCGCGUCGUGAGCAGUUGCAACGGGAUGAGUUGGAGCAGCGGCGGUUGAAAACAGUGUUGGAGAUCCAGUAUUUGCUGGACCAGUUGGGGGACGAUGCUGUCAGACAGGACCUCAAAAAACCCGACGCCUCUGGAUCUGCUCUGCUCACUGACACAGACCUCACUUCACUCGAUGAGUUUUACAAAUUGGUUGGACCUGAAAGAAACUACGAUGUCAGGUUGACGGAGCAGUAUGAAGAGCCUAUGCUACAUCUGUGGGAUUUGCUUGAGGGCAAAGAUAAGGCUGUGGCCGGAACCACAUACAAAUCGUUGAAGGACAUUCUGGACAAAGUGAUGUUGAGUGGCUACUUUGAUAGAGCGCAAACUCAUCAGAACGGGGCGUGCGGUGAGGAGGAGACACCAGAGGAGCAGACUGAAGUGGCUGACUCUGCAGCAGCUGGAGAGCAGCCUUUGCAACCUGAAGGAGUAACAAGCGAAAACUACACAGAACCAGUUCAAGUGGAAACCACAGAGUUUGUUAACAGACAGUUCAUUCCAGAACCUUCAUACGCCAGUACAGAGAAAGAGCAAGUGGGGGAGUGGACUGUGGAGGCUCAGCAGAUGGUGAACUCCCUCCAGCAUCAGCCCCCUGCACAGCUGGCUGCAGAGCCCACGGCUGCUGUGAGCCAAGGCCCGCCCUCCCCUGCAUCUGACCAAGUGGUCAGAAAGCAGGCGGUGCAGGACCUUAUGGCCCAGAUGCAGGGGACGUACGACUUCAUGCAAGACUCCAUGUUGGAAUUUGACAGUCAAGCUUUGGACCCGGCUAUUGUGUCAGCUCAGCCCAUGAAGCUCGUGCAGACGGUUGAUCUGCAGCAGUUGAGCGGCCCUUUGAUCCAUUCAGAGUCGAGACUUCCUCAAACAAGUUCCGUGUCUGGACCACGAGAGUCCUCACCAGCCUCUUUGUCUCUUCCAUCUGAACCGUCUCCUGCCCCCUGUUCCCUGUCUCCUGCCUUCCCACCUGUGUCCAAACCCACCCACACCGGGGGCACCAAUGUCAAUGCAGCACCUUUUCAAUCAGUGCAAGCGGUCUUUAAUAUGAACGCACCGGUACCUCCAGCCUCUGACGGACAGGGAGACCAACUGAAGCAGUCCAGCCAGUUUGCUGGUGGGUAUCGAGCGGGUUUUCACAGCCAGACGGAGAGCGCUUCAGAGCAGCCGGAUUUACCAAAGGAAAGGCUACAGUCGGUUGUUGGUGGAUUCUCACCCCAGGACCAAGUCAUAUCCUCACAAGGAGGCCAUGAAGACUCCUCUGCGGGCUUCGGCCAGUCUGGCCAGUCUUUUUACAACAGUAGGGCUGCACCCAGGGGCGGGCCCAGGAAUGCGCGAGGCAUGAUGAACGGAUUUCGGGGCUCCUCAAAUGCUUUCAGAGGGGGAUUUGAAGGCUAUCGUCCACCUUUCUCAAACA